This is a messenger RNA of Megachile rotundata (alfalfa leafcutting bee), 5480 nucleotides long. Its product is annotated as RNA-binding protein fusilli. Lineage: Eukaryota; Metazoa; Arthropoda; Insecta; Hymenoptera; Megachilidae. Gene Ontology annotation, molecular function: RNA binding. The record is from RefSeq and is a predicted model, not a curated record.
GAAUAACUCGCGGGUGCUGCCCGUUCGCGGAGUUAUCGCAGCGAACGAUAUACCUGCGCAGAAACGUGGCGCGAGGUAUCUAUCAUCGAUUCGCGAUCCGGAUCAACAACGGUCGAUCCUUAACCUCAAUCAGCACGAUAGAUAGGUAACAUGUCGCGUUUGUACGGCGACAGUCUGUGAACGCGUGAACGUAGUGCGGACGUGAGGUUCAGGUGAGCACCCAAGAGGCCGAAUUUGGCCUUGUCUAGGACACGUUUGCGUGCAUCGUGGUGUGCUACUUUGAUAGGUUCAGGUGUACGUUGACCCAGAAGUAGUGAGUAGUGCUCGAACGAAACGGACGAAAGAAACGAAAGGUAAUCCUGGCACGAUGCAGACUACAGGAACAAGGGGACCUACUCACCUGGUCGCCCUUUACGUGGCGACAGCCGGUCUUCAAGGAAAUGCUCUCGGAUCUGACGAAGAGGAGAUCACGUUGCUGGUUUACGUGCUUCUCGAUGUGCUGCAAAAUAAGGUGUUAGGAAGACAACAGUAUAUUGUACGACCGAUGGUAAUGGACGAAAGUUGUACACCUGGAACCGGUAGCGACAAUCCGGCGGUUGCCGGAAGUAGCGGAGUCAUCAGCGAGGCAGCGCUGGCGCAUGCUCCGACGUUAACCGAAAGAACAGUUCGAGAACACGGAAUUUCUUUGGAGCAGGCUAUCGAACAGUUCGAAGCAUGGUGGUCAUCCAUGUCGUGCGUGACAUCCGGUUCCGCACCACGUUUCGUCGUAGACGGCCAGGCACCGAUGAGACAGUGUUUACAUCCCGAAGCCUGCAACAAAGAAAUCGAGCUGCCUGAACAUUACAACCUAUUUCAUGACCUCCGUAAGGAAUUUGUUGCCUGUUAUUCCACCCAUGGAGAACUCGCGACGCUCGGAAUACAGGAAAUGCUGGAUUAUUUUGGUUUGCCAUCGGAUACCGAGAACGAUUACCAUGUAAAAGAGAUACAGGAUAUGAUAUGUGUGAUACAGAGAAUGAUCAAGGAUGGGCACAUCUUCCAGAAUCCUGAAGUAGUUAAUAUUGUUCUAGAACCUGGUAUAUGCUCAAAAGAUGAAGAAGUGGAUAAUGGCUGUGUUGUAAGAGCACGAGGUCUUCCUUGGCAAUCAUCUGAUCAGGAUAUAGCAAAAUUUUUUCGGGGCCUAAAUGUUGCCAAGGGUGGUGUAGCUCUGUGUUUAAGUCCUAUGGGAAGACGUAACGGAGAAGCAUUAGUACGGUUUGUUAAUAAAGAACACAGAGACAUGGCACUGAAGAGACACAAACAUCAUAUGGGUGGGAGGUACAUAGAAGUUUACAAGGCAUCUGGAGAAGAUUUUGUAGGUGUUGCUGGAGGAACCAGUGGAGAAGCUCAUGCAUUUUUAUCAAGAGGAGCUCAAGUUAUUGUUAGAAUGAGAGGCUUGCCAUAUGACUGUGUUGCUAAACAAGUGUUGGAUUUCUUUUUAACGGGGCAAAAGCCUUGCCAUGUAUUAGAUGGGGAGGACGGGGUCUUAUUUGUAAAGAAACCAGAUGGCAGAGCAACCGGAGACGCUUUCGUUCUUUUUGCGAAAGAAGAAGAUGCUGUAAAGGCCUUGAGCAAACACAGGGAUUGCAUUGGUAGUCGGUACAUUGAACUUUUUCGAAGUACGAUCGCCGAGGUGCAACAGGUCUUGAAUAGGGCGAUUGACCCGAAACAAGUGGUUCUUCCGACGCCACCCAUUCCACAGCUUCCUCCUAUACUUCCACAACACAUUAUCACUUCCGGUACGCGUAAAGAUUGCGUUAGAUUACGCGGUCUACCUUACGAAGCUCUCGUAGAGCACAUUCUCGAGUUCAUGGGCGAACAUUCUAAGAAUAUCGUCUACCAAGGUGUUCAUAUGGUUUACAAUGCUCAAGGUCAACCUUCUGGCGAGGCGUUCAUUCAAAUGGACAGUGAAAGUUCAGCGUACGCGUGUGCUUCGCAACGACAUCAUCGGUACAUGAUAUACGGGAAAAAGCAGCGGUACAUCGAAGUGUUCCAGUGCAGCGGAGACGAUAUGAAUCUGGUAUUAACAGGUGCAGUAACUCCACCGUCAACCAAGGCCCUGCUAUCACCCGGGGGCACGAUGUUGCCACCACCACCGGUCGCUAUAUUCCCACCUGCUGCUGCGAUGCUACCGCGUGGACCACCACAGUUUGCGGCACCUUAUCCGCCUCCAAUUUUUUAUUGGCCUUAUCCCUCGCCACCAGUCAGCCCGACUAAUUAUUAUAACCCGGCGAACGUUGGUGGUAUCGCGGCGAUUCCUCAGCAAGCAGCGCUGUUGACUCCAGCCGAAUGCUUGCAAUUACCGCCAGGAACAACGGUACCUGCUACCACCACACCGGCUCCAGAACAACGCAUCGAAGCUUUCCUCCCACGAAUGGAGCUGGAAAAGCGUGUACCUCUUCCCGCGCCUCCGCAAGCGGAAUGCAAUCCGUUCGUCGAAGUUUUUAUGGUGUGAUGCUCGACUUUGUCCAUCUUGAACGCUUGUCGCGUUCGGCCAAGUUGAGUCGACCCUCAGCCUCGCACGACAGAAUGUUGCUUUGUUGAAAAGUACACGCGCAGAUCGUCAUCCUCGUCCUUGAGGAAUCGCGAAUUUAUGAGGUAUCGAAAUCCUGCGACAGGAUUUAUCUUUCUGAUCUUCGGCAGAAGCUCCAUUACCGCAAAUCUAACGUGUCAUCGAGUGACACGUUUCUUUCUAGUCUAGAGACAGAUGCAAGUCGUCGUAGCAUAGCGCAGUGACGUCGUUUCCUUCUCGCUCUUUAGUUCAAUUUCUCUGGAAUCAGAAACACCUUCGUUAUUCUUGGAUCUACACUAUUUAGCUCUUCUGUUACGUCGCUCUGUAAAGCUCGUCUAUAAAUACGUUAUAAGGUUAUAACGUAGUCCGUGUUAUGACACUCCAAGAUGCAGCUUUAGGGAGUUGACACGUUGCAUUCCGGGUGCAAUAGACCAGAGAAUUUGAUUAUCUGGUUGUCUUGAUAAUAUUGAUGCGAGGUUAUGAAAUAAACGUCAAUCGUUUCUGACUAGGCCAGCUGAUACAUAGUGAUCACAGCAAAUAAUUCGAUCAACGAACUCGACGUGCAUUAACGACGUGAUUUGUACAAAUUUCUUCGACACUUUAUAACGUCUUGUUCCGAGUACCAAGCCGUGUUCUUGCGAUCGAACGUGUUGACUAUUGUUGAUCGCUUUUCUCGACACGUAAAGUAAAAAUAAUUAUAAUUAUUGAAAAAAAAGAAAAAAAAGAUUAACGCGUAAUAACGCUUCUAUUUUAAAAAUUUUACUUAAUUUAAUUCAAAGUUUUAAUAUAAAAAUUUAAUGUAUACCGUUAUCACUCAUCGUUACUCGAACGAGAUACUUGUUACUCGUUUUCUAUAGAAUUCAAUGUCUAUUAUUAUUAAUAUUAUUAUACUUAAUAUCGAGUAAGUUAUUCGACUCCAAAGUGUCGUUUGAUGUUAGUUCUCGUAUCAUCGAUUAACUCGAAUUGCGUAAAAAUGCGAUUCAUAAUUUUUCAUCACCAAAUCGUGUCACCUAUUCGAAUUAAUUUUUUUUAUCUUGAUUUAUGUAUUUCGAUACGUGAAUAAUUACAGUUCAUUAAUGGUGACGAUUACAUAAUAUGCACAUUAAUUGAUAGCGAUGUUAGGGUCUGGAUCGGGUAGGAAAAAAUUGGGCAUGCUCAGGUAACCCGACUUCAUGAUAACAUCUCUAUUAAUUAAUAAAUCAUCAGGUAAACAUUCUGACACCUGACAUUAAUCGAUCGCUCAAUUACGUAAUUAGUGUACGUAACAUUUCAAUUUUGUGUUUCCCGUGUGUCUAUAUAUAGUAUAUAUUUUUUACUCUUUUUAUUCUGCCUCCCUUGUUUUACAUUUAUUUUUAUCAAAAUUUAAUUAUAUUCUUUCGGAAUGUUUAUUUUCAAACUAAGGAUAGAAUUGAAAUUUACAAAUUAUGAAAUCUUUUCGAAUAUGUAUACGAGGGAGAGAAGUUUCGUAGUCUUGACAAAAGUCGAAUUGAAGAUGUCAUUCUUCCUGUUCCUGUUAAUGGCGCUCGUGUACAAAGGUGCAAUUUUAGCUGUAAAAACGAUUUGCGUUUGAAAGUCAUGAUGACUUUAAAUAAUAGAAACGUAAGAAUUAAAAAUGCAUUCGAUAGAAAGAUACUUAACAAGUUAUAUUUUAAACGUGUUUAUCUUGAUACGAACAUAUUACACGCGCAGGUAAAUUACAUAAGUAUGUAUAUGUACACGUAUAUUUAUGAUUAUUACGAUUAGAUAUUGAAAUGAGCUUGAAUAAUCGAUAAUUCAUGAUCGAGGUGUAGUUAUAAUUGUCGCAAAAAAUUCAACGUAUGUUUCGAUUGUAAAACAUCUAAAUUACGCAACAUACAUUUGAUUUCUAAUUAAAUGUAUGUUCUCGUACGUAUAUAAGGCAUAAAAUUAAGAAAGAAAGAAAUAUCGAGGGAAACAUCUUUGAGGAUGACGGAGAUAUUUAAUGAUAUCGAUGUUAUCGAUACUCUCGAUUCAAACGUACCUGAAGUUAUCUGAUCGAACGUACGCGCCAAAACUAUGUUGUCAGUGACACGUGAUUUGUUGUAUUUUGUUCAGCGAUUCUCGUCGCGAUGAGAAGUGCAAUUAAAAAAUAUCGGAGUAAUUAAUAAAUUAUACGAGUGCUAUGAGCUAAAAUGUUUAUCAGCUCGUGUACGGACCGACAAUUUGUUCAAGCGUUUUCCGAUUAAGUGCGUUAAGAAUAUAAAUGUACGCGUAAUAGUGCUCCCAGGUUAACGAGCACCACGAACAAAUUGCUGUUUCUCGUUACCGUGUGUACUAUUUUGCACGAUAUUGGUGCAAUAAUUUAUCCCCGUUGUUUAUUUUUGUUGUGACGUGUGCAAUAUGGAUCAAAAGGACGACCUUCCCGUACUGCGGAAUAUCAGGUGAAAAGAUAUUAUUUCCAUUAAAUUGCUAAAAUGUAUCUUCUUCGAUGUGCGGAUAAUCCAGUUGAAAUUGUGCAGUUCCUUUUUUAAAACAUAGUAACAGUUAUCAAGAACUUUCGAUUAUGGAUUAUAAUCGAUCGCUGUCGGUUACAUGUUGAGGAUAGUUCCUAACAAAACGUGUUCUCCUGAUCAUGAGAACGAUUUUCCCGUGUCAAAUUUUACAAAAGAAAAUUCAAUUCUUUUAUUUUACAAUGUAAAUUGAUGCAAAAAUAUUUCGGUAAUUUUCGCAGAUUGAAUCGUACUAUUCCGUAGUUAACCGGAAGUGUCCGAUUUGAUUUCGACGUGACUCCUAUAACGUUAGUCUAAUAGAAAAUUGUAUAUACGUUUGUAUGCCUAUUUUAUUAUAAGAUUCAACAUAUUUAAAUGCAAAAUAUUCGCGUCUAAAGUGCGCGAAAUAAAACAAAGCCGUUUUUCCGUUUGUACGUGAUGCUACGCGUUGCAAACACGUAGAGAGCUUUAUUUAAAACAAAAAA